Molecule: messenger RNA, 579 nt
Organism: Penicillium angulare
Lineage: Eukaryota; Fungi; Ascomycota; Eurotiomycetes; Eurotiales; Aspergillaceae
Product: DUF4452 domain-containing protein
Exons: 2
Coding region: 1-579 (192 amino acids)
Source: RefSeq, a predicted model, not a curated record
AUGUCUGCCUUCAUGUACACUCACCAGCAACAACACCACCCUCACCACAACACCCACAUGUCUCAAAAUAACCACCAUGGUCGCUCUCGCCGCGCUCCAAAAAUGGCCGCUCAAAAUGCUCAGCGUCAGUUUCGAGGUGUGAAGAGCAUGCGAGAGCUCGCCGAAGCUCCCGCUGUGACUGCCUUCCGGGCUCGUUUCGAGGCUGGUCGCUCCUUUGACCUCGAUGACGAUUUGGAGUUCUGCCCCAAUCUCCUGACCGACGAAGAUCUGCACUCUAUCCACUCCGCUUCUUCCGACCGCUCUUCGCUGUCCAGUGGAUCCCCCGAUACUUCGCCGCUCCAGCACCAGAUUCAGCCAGUGCAGCAGGUUACUCCGGCUAUCUCUCUCUCUCCCGCUUCUGCCAACUCUUACGUCCACGGAGUCAACCCUCACCAUCACCAAAACUACCAGCAACAGCAACCUGCCAACCGUACCCGCAAGGUCAUUCCUAUCAUCAACCCCAACACAGGAAUGUCCUUGGCCAGCCCACCCUCGUCUAUUUCGCCGGCAAUGAUGCAGACGGCCCAGCGUCGAUGGUAA